AUGCUCACACAGCGUUUUGUUGCACCAUGCAUCCACCCAGGCAAAUCUCCAGAUCCCAAGGUCGUGCUGCUUGCCCCAGUCUAUCUGUGCACCAUCUCCCACCUCCAGCUCGGCGUUCUAGAAUCAACCGCACAGACAUUCGCCAGCCGCAGGUUUCCGGUGGACGUCCUUUCUCCCGCGCCAUUGGCCGCCACUCUCAAGCUUGUCGUAGUGUCACCGGUGGUGGAAUUCGCGAACGGGUAG
Molecule: messenger RNA, 243 nt
Organism: Coprinopsis cinerea okayama7#130
Lineage: Eukaryota; Fungi; Basidiomycota; Agaricomycetes; Agaricales; Psathyrellaceae
Exons: 3
Coding region: 1-243 (80 amino acids)
Source: RefSeq, a predicted model, not a curated record